UCUUCACUGCGGACUGGGCAUAUGGGAGGACGAAAGAUGUGGAUGUGGUUUCACACGCAAGUGAACGACACUCUCCUCUUCAAGGAUUGGUGGAUUCAGGAUGCUGAAACACUAACGAAAAUACCAAGAAUCUGA
Haemonchus placei is the source of this 135-nucleotide messenger RNA. The record is from the annotation of a GenBank genome assembly. Lineage: Eukaryota; Metazoa; Nematoda; Chromadorea; Rhabditida; Trichostrongylidae.